Sitophilus oryzae (rice weevil) is the source of this 1138-nucleotide messenger RNA. RefSeq names its product lactosylceramide 4-alpha-galactosyltransferase-like. Gene Ontology annotation, molecular function: hexosyltransferase activity. Gene Ontology annotation, biological process: glycosphingolipid biosynthetic process. The coding region runs from base 113 to 1021 and encodes 302 amino acids. The transcript has 4 exons. Lineage: Eukaryota; Metazoa; Arthropoda; Insecta; Coleoptera; Curculionidae. The record is from RefSeq and is a predicted model, not a curated record.
AGCGAUAAGAACUCCUUAUCACCCGAAUCAAGCGCGCGCGAUACUACUUAAUGUAUUUAAUAACAUUUACGUAGCGCCUAGCCUAUAAAGUUGUCGUAGAAAAAAUUCGGCAAUGGUUAGAAAAGUCUGUACAAAAAACGCGUGUAUUGUGAUAUUAAUUUGUAUCAUUAUAUAUUGCCUAAUGAAAAUCAGGACUAUAGCCUUCUAUAAACAGUAUCACAAAAUUGUGGAACCCACCAAUCCGGUGUUUUGUUAUUCCCUCAACGUGGUCGAUAAGCUCAGAGAUAUACAAGAUACCGAAGUACUAGAUGACAUGUCAAUAUUUUUCCUGGAUACAUCUUGUAAUUCUUUUUCAAAUGGAAAGUUAGUCGUCACACCACGUCAAGCCUGUGCUGUAGAAAGUGCAGCCGUCAUGAAUCCUAACAGAAUAGUAUAUCUUCUUUUUGCGUCACCAGGUAUAUAUCUUACUCUUUUUAGGUUAUUGUUAUUGUGGAAAUAUGGAGGCAUAUACAUGGACUUGGACGUGAUAGUAAUAAAAUCUUUAGAAUCUUUACCCAACAACUUCGCAGCCGCUGAAUCAGGCUCAAAAAUAAACAACGAUGUUAUUGGAUUCAGCAAAAAAGGUGUUGGCCACGAUCACGUUCAAGUAAGUCUGGAGGAUCUCUCGGACAAGUACAAAGGGGACAGUUGGACAGGGAAUGGACCAGAUAUAACCACAACAUUAGCCAAACGACUCUGCAAUACCGGUGACGUAUCAAAAAUGGCCGGCCAAACCUGCAAGGAUUUCCAGAUUUAUCCAUCGAACACCUUCUAUCCCAUUUCCUGGCAGGACUGGGAAUCCUACUUCAAUCCGGACAAGAUGGAUCACGUGAUGGAAAAGAUCAAAGACAGCUACGUUGUCCAUGUUUGGAAUAAGCUGAGCAAAGACAAACGAGUUCAUCUCUAUGAAGAGUCGCCAUACUUGAAGUUAGCAAGGGAGUACUGUCCCGAAACUGUGAGAAAUUUGGAGGAAGCGUUUUAAAAACAAUGUGAUUUAAGAAGCAUACAAAACCGAUGUUGUAUUCUAGAUAUAAUUUUGAUAUUUUUUUGUAAAAUGUAUUUAUUUUGGUUUCAUAAAAUAAAUUAUUUUUUUUAUUUA